CGCUGAGGCCUGUAUGUAAACAAGAGAAGUCAAGAUGUCUGGGGAGUAUUUAUUUUUGAGAACAAGACACAUCAAAUUUUUGCAGCGGUGUCUGCGAGUGCUGCCGUACAGUGCCGUCACCUUUGACACCAGUCGGUAAACAAGCACCCUAACUCCAGCAGUCAUCCACAGCAGCACGACACCACUUCAACCCAGCCAUGUCUCUUCUCGUAUCCUGUGCAUUGUUCACACUCCCUUCAUACUUCCUUGACCAACCACUUGGGCUGGACGAUAGAGCGACUGUCGCGCUUCAUGCAGGAUGACGGUGUUGUUCUUUGCGCUCUCUGGAUUGGACCUUCUAGAUGGCUUAAAGGAAGUAACUGAUAAAGAGAGAGAGCAUAUCAUUGACUGGAUAUACUCUUUGCAAAUACUACCAGCGGAUGACAAAGAUCAGUUGGCAAAUGCUGGGUUUCGAGGAGGUUCAUCUCUUGCCAGUUGUAGAAGCCACACAGACUGUGCCUCCGGCAUCUCUUCCUUUGAUUGUGGCCACAUUACCAUGACCUACACUGCCCUUGCCUCGUUAGUUAUUUUAGGGGAUAACUUAAGUCGUGUAAAUAGAAAAGCAGUCUUGGCGCAUGUUGCAGCUCUACAAUGUCCAGAUGGAAGUUUUUUCUCUACUAAUGGAGGCAGUGAAAAUGACAUGCGGUUUAUGUAUUGUGCUGCAACCAUCUGUUAUAUUCUUCAAGAUUUUUCGACUAUAAAUAUCAACAAUGCUGUCCGGUACAUUGUGAACAGUAUGAGCUAUGAAGGUGCCAUGGGUCAGGGAAUCUUCUUGGAAUCUCAUGGAGGAAGUUCUUACUGUGCAGUCGCAACCUUACAUUUGAUGGGCAAGCUCGACUCGGCUUUAUCCAGUAUUCAGAAACAGAGACUAGUGCGAUGGUUGGUGAAUCGACAGGAUAGUGGUGGUUUACAAGGCCGACCCAAUAAGCCUCCUGACACAUGUUACACCUUCUGGAUUGGGGCAUCGUUGAAGUUACUAGGUGGUCUCAAUUUGUUGAACCUGGAAGCACUUCGACAAUUUGUGCUGUCAACUCAAGAUCCCAUCACUGGAGGCCUAGCAAAAUACCCCGACUCCCACCCAGAUGGUUUGCACACUUACCUAGGAAUCAGUGGUCUUUCCCUCCUGGAACAAGACAAUCUUAGACCAAUAGAUCCAGCCUUGAACAUCAGCCAGCGUGCCCUCAAACAUCUCCAGACACUGCACAAAUCUACUAGCAACUCCCAGUCAGGGGAUUGCUUAUGAGCCACACUCAUUAUAAAGAGCCUUAUGUGGUAAAAAAACUAAGCUAUCACAUGAGGAAUGUUAUACGAUAUAUAUAAAUUCCAGAUUUAUACACAUUAUAGAUUAAUCAUAUUUUAUGCACAUAGCCAAUAAUAUGAAAAUGUUAUAUGUAUAUAUUUAUAUAAAUGCUGUAUAUAAAAGUAUAGGAUCAGAAACCAA
Molecule: messenger RNA, 1480 nt
Organism: Procambarus clarkii (red swamp crayfish)
Lineage: Eukaryota; Metazoa; Arthropoda; Malacostraca; Decapoda; Cambaridae
Source: RefSeq, a predicted model, not a curated record